AAACGAGACUUUACAGAUGUGUUUCAGGCGAGAUCAGUUGAGGCGGUGGGACUUCGUUCGCGCUGCGGGAUCAACUUCUUUCCGAGGGUCUACCGUCUCCUACUCGGUCUCCUUGAGUUCAAUGUAACAGACAUCGUAAGCAGCAUAGGUCAAGGUGAUCGGGGAGUUACUUUGUGAUAGAAUUGAACACAUUUAGUCGGGGUUUUAAACGCAGAAGAAAAUGCCUGUAGCUUCUCUCCUGCCUUUCACAGCCACUCCGAAUAGGAAGUCCGCCAGCCCGACCUCCUUCAGGCUCACGGAGAAAUUCAUCCUGCUUUUAGUGUUCAGCGGCUUCAUCACCCUGUGUUUCGGAGCUAUCUUCUUCUUGCCUGAUUCGUCAAAGCUGCUCAGCGGAGUUUUCUUCCGCUCGUCCUCGGUGGAGGCAGAGACGCGCACAGGUACGGUCAGUGACACCAGCACCGGCACGGGCAAGGAUGAGAAGAUCCUGGCCAAGAUCAGAAAAGACCACGAAAAGGCGCUGAUUGAGGCCAAGGACACCCUACAGAAACGUCCGGACGAGAUCAAGCAGGACAUCAACAGCGACAAAGAGAAACUUGCUCUAAACGGACAGGGGAAAGGAUCGAAAGGUGACAGUUUGCCGUUCCUUCAGUACAUGCGGCCGCCUGGAGCAACAGGGCACGAGCCCGCCGAUCCGGACGUUAAAGCGAAAAGAGCCAAGAUAAAAGAGAUGAUGCAGUUUUCUUGGGACAAUUACAAGCGCUACGCCUGGGGCUCCAACGAACUGCGUCCCGUCUCUAAGCAAGGCCACUCCAGCAAUUUGUUUGGUAGUCUCAAAGGAGCCACCAUUGUGGAUGCGCUGGACACGCUCUACAUUAUGGAGAUGUAUGAUGAGUUUGAGGCUGCUACCGAGUGGGUGGAAAGGAAUCUAGACUUUAACAUGAAUGCCGAAAUCUCCGUCUUUGAAGUGAACAUCCGUUUUGUUGGAGGCUUGCUGUCCGCCUAUUAUCUCUCAGGCAAAGAGGUGUUCAGGAGAAAAGCUGUUGAACUAGGAGAGAAGCUGUUGCCGGCUUUUAAGACCCCGACUGGCAUCCCUUGGGCUCUUCUCAACCUAAAGAGUGGGAUCGGCAGAAACUGGCCAUGGGCGUCAGGAGGAAGCAGUAUUCUCGCCGAAUACGGGACGCUGCAUUUGGAGUUCAUGCAUCUCAGCGAGCUUUCCGGGCGACCAGAUUUUGCAGAGAAGGUAAUGAACAUCAGAAAGGUGCUGAAUCGACUGGACAAACCUCAAGGGUUGUACCCAAAUUACCUGAACCCUAACAGUGGACAGUGGGGCCAGCAUCACGUCUCGGUUGGAGGCUUGGGGGACAGUUUCUACGAGUACCUGCUGAAGGCCUGGCUGAUGUCAGACAAAACUGAUGAGGAGGGAAAGAAGCUUUACUACGAUGCCCUGCAGGCGAUUGAGAAGAAUUUGAUCCGUAAGUCAAGCGGAGGGUUGACGUAUAUCGCUGAAUGGAAAGGUGGACUCCUGGAACAUAAGAUGGGUCACCUGACCUGCUUCGCCGGUGGUAUGAUCGCUUUAGGGGCGGACGGAGGCCCUGAUGAUAAGACGGGUCAUCAGAUGGAACUGGCGGCUGAGAUCGCCCGCACGUGUCAUGAGUCUUACGCCCGAACAAGUAUGAAGCUGGGUCCUGAGGCCUUCCGUUUCGACGGCGGAGUUGAAGCCAUCGCCACGCGGCAAAACGAGAAGUACUUCAUCCUGAGGCCGGAGGUCAUCGAGACGUACAUGUACAUGUGGAGGUUCACCCACGACCCCAAAUACAGACAGUGGGGCUGGGAGGCGGUGCAGGCUCUGGAGAAGUACUGCAGGGUGGAAGGGGGUUACAGUGGAGUGAGAGACGUCUACGCUAACACUCCCAACCAUGAUGACGUGCAGCAGAGCUUCUACCUGGCUGAAACACUCAAGUAUCUGUAUCUUUUGUUCUCCGACGAUGACCAUUUGCCCUUCGAACACUGGGUGUUCAACACGGAGGCCCAUCCUCUUCCCGUCAUUAAGAAACAGAAUGUAGAAAUAGCAAACCAUCUCAAGUAAUCUUCAUCCAACCCCAAAGCGCCACCGAGACGUCAUUUUCUGGACCUGCUUUAACAGUGGACAAGAGCUAUGGACACAAAACCCCUGUGGCUGGCGAGUUCCUGUCCUUUGGGAAUUUUCUGGAAUUUCAUGUGUUUCUCCACAGCCGUCUCGCCUCUUCCGUCUCUUCUCGGGAUUCUGCAUGCUGCCCCGUUCCCUCUCUCUGUCCUUGACACUAUGGACACGUCUCUGAGCCUCAGAGACACAGAAGGACGAUAUUUCCUCUGUGAGGAGACCAGACCAGUUCAUUUUCCAUCGUACUUGCCCUCUCACACAUGUUAUAAAGCCAUAGGUAAUUCAGAUUUCAUCUGCAUCCUUGUGUUUUUUGCAUCAUGUGUGUUUACAGGAGCGGAGAUGAGAGACAUCCACUGAACUUUGCUGUUUCUUGCUGUCUGUUUCUUUCGGGAUGAGGUUUGGUUUGGUGUUUUGAGGCUUUAUUCGACAGCAAGGUAGUGAAACCAAGUCCACUAGUGCCUUUUAGUCUUACUGAUCAUUUUAGUCAAGUUUUAAUAGCAACACUCGAUUUAUUUUCGCUGUGACCGAAGGUAUCUUCCUACAGGCCUACAGCCCUCUUACCCUCGUGAUGGAUGUAGGAAUCAGUCGUUUAUCGUUCAUUCCUCUACAUUUGUAAGCUUACUUUGUUUCAUAAAAUGUGUACAAAAUGUGUUUUGAUUGUUUACUUAAUCAACGGAGGCAGAGAAUUUUAUCCUAGACAUGUAAAAUAAAGUACUUUGUGUUAAUUUAUUACUCAAGACAUAGGGUUUUUGUCAUUUUUCAGUGUGAAGAGCAGGGAAACUAUGGAGCCCAUAAAGGAGACAUGAUAACAGGAAAAAAUAUGAUGAGAGGGAAAAAUUACAUUUCAAUGCUUUUGCAUUCCCUUGCAAAACUAAUGCUUUUCCCCUAGAAACUUAGUGUUCAAAGUUUCGCGAGCAAGGAACGUUUCUCGGUAAUACAAAAAAAAGUUUGAGUGAAGGCAAAAGUUUUGCGAAAAACUUUGGGCAACAGUUUCUUUGUGGAAUGCAGAAGUUGUGCAUGUGCAAACAGAAGUUUUAUGAGUUGAUGCAAAAGUUCCUCUGUGGAAUUCUGAAGUUUUUGUAAACGAAAGCAAAAGUUUCACUGCGGAAUGCAGGUUUGCAAUCAAACUCAAAAAAUUCCCUAGUGAAUGCGAAAGUUUCUCUGUGGUAUGCAAAACUUUUUGUGAGCGAAUGCAGAAGUUUUGCGAACAGGCACAAAAGUUAACAGGCGAACACAAAACUUUUGCAAGCAAACACAUUUUUCCGGGGGAAUACAAAGUUUUGUGAAUUAACGAAGGUUUUGCGAAGUUUCUUAAAGUAACAAACAUAUUUGUGAGUGAACCCAAAAGUUUCUUGAGAGAAUGCAAAGAUUUUGUGAGAACACAUAAGCACUGAAAUAUAUAUUUUUUUUUCUCCCAUGUAAUCGCCAUGUCCCUUUAUGAGCUCUGUAGUAAACCGCGAUGAUGCUGCUUGAAUCCAUUGGAAAAGUGUUUUAUUAGGACAACACGGGCAGCAUCAGUCAAAAAGGGGAAUGAAUAUAUUUGUAUGAAUGUACCACCAAAUGUGAAUUGAACAUACUUUGGCCUAGUUGUUGUGAUCUAUCAUUUUAUCUGUUUGUGCAUUCGUUUGAUUUAUCAUGAAAGCACAAAGUUGUGAAUAUAUAAAAAUAUAAAUCAGUAUAUUUGGGUUCUCCAUGAAGAAAAUAAUAGGAAUAUUACUGUAGGACAACGUGACAGCACAAAUGAGGAAUUUCAGUGAAAAAAAGAUGCAAAACAAUGAAAGCAAAUCAGUCCAUGGCACUGGAUACAAUACACACACUCACAAAAGAAUCGCAUACACUACAUAACAUAACCACAUUCCAAUUCAUGGAAGAAUAGACCAAUUCCCAUGUUAUUAGUAUGUUUUGGGAAUUUGAGACAUCAAAUUUGAGGUUGGUGGAGUAGGGCUUAUGCUACCGUCUACAUUUAGACAUGGUUCCCAAAACUUCUCAAAACUAAACUACCCUGCUUAACUAGCAUGGUGUGGCGCCUAGGUGAAAAUAAAUACCUCGCAGAGAUUCCUCUCUUGAGGCCAGCGACUGCAACGCUUGACAUGGUAUUUCUCCGCUGUAUGUGUGCUGACGAACAGCGUACUGUCAGAGUUAGGAGUCACAAUAUAUGAAAGUACCAUCAUCUCGAGGGAGGCCCGUCUUAAAACACUGUGACACUGUAGAUAAGACAUCACGCUCACUGUAUUCAUGAUACUGCGAAUCUAAAUGAUGUUUAGCACUGCUUAGCGCGGACUAGCGAUUUGUGCUGUCUCUUUAGUGAAAGUGAUUCCUCAAGCUGUGACUGAGAAUCCUGCAGCGACUCUUAAGUGACGUUCAGGAGCAGAUGUUUCCUCGCAUCUGGUUGCGAUACGCAGAAUAGGAGAUGUGCUUUUCAGAUUAAGAAUUUGUUGUUUAGAUAUUGUGUUGAUGAUCUUGCAUAGAAAAUGCCUUUUUUGUGUGUGUGAUUCUUGUCAUUUAUUCCUUCAUGAGACAACCUCAGAAAUGUAACUGUACAAUAUUGCUGAUAAUCAUUCCAUUGCACAUAGUCUGAUUUCAUUUUUUUCUUUAAUAUAUAUGCAAUUAAUUUUGUGGGAAAGUUUGGUUUUAUUAUUGUUUCUUUAAUUUGUUUUUUUAAUUGUACAUAUCUCAUUCUGGCAAAAUGCCAGCCAUCAUUUAUAUAAAUCUUAUGAUCUGAUGUAAUAAAUUAUAUUAAAGAGCAGCAAAGGUUUUUGAUAAACUAUAUUUGUUACACUUAAAUUGUGAAUAAAACGAUCUUUUAAUAAAA
Messenger RNA from Carassius gibelio (silver crucian carp), 4952 nucleotides. Its product is annotated as mannosyl-oligosaccharide 1,2-alpha-mannosidase IA. Gene Ontology annotation, cellular component: endoplasmic reticulum; Golgi membrane; extracellular exosome. Gene Ontology annotation, biological process: N-glycan processing; carbohydrate metabolic process. Bases 221 to 2086 code for a protein of 621 amino acids. The transcript is spliced from 12 exons. The record is from RefSeq and is a predicted model, not a curated record. Gene Ontology annotation, molecular function: calcium ion binding; mannosyl-oligosaccharide 1,2-alpha-mannosidase activity. NCBI's taxonomy places the organism in Eukaryota, Metazoa, Chordata, Actinopteri, Cypriniformes, Cyprinidae.